AGUAUUGCAGUGAAUGAUUUCGUGUGUUUCUUCAACUUCUUGUGUGUUUAGUAUUUCGACGUUUAGAGAUUCGACAGAUCCUAAUAUAUUAAAAAAGGCUUGCCCAUGGUAUAGUGGUUAGAGUUUUUAUCUUCCAAUCAGAAGGUUGCAGAUUUCAUAUCCGCUUCGGGUGGCCUGAUAUCAAGCAGUAAUAUAUCACAUAGAGAAAUGCCGAACGUUGGGUUGCCUCCUAAAUAGUUAUAAGUGCCUGUGCUUAACAUUACGGCACAACGUCUCGCAACGAUCCCAAGGAACAGAAGUUUCGAAGGAUUCCGCCACUACAAAAUAUUCGAGAGCCAAAUCCUGUUCUAGUGAGCGCUUUCUUGACAUUUCUGAGGGACAAAAUUUCAUAAGUUUAAUAGUGAUAACUUGAGAAGAUGUCUUCUAAAGCUGUGAAAACUAAUGUGACUGAUAAUGAGAACGCUUGUGUCGUCUGUUUUAAGACCGUCCAGAUAUAUUCAGUGGGCGAUUGCGAUCACCCCGUUUGCUAUGAAUGCUCCACGAGAAUGAGGGUGCUCUGCAAGCAAAAUGAAUGCCCCAUUUGUCGGCAGGACAUGACUAAGGUAAUAUUUACCAGAAAUGUCCUGCCCUUCAAAAGUCUACAGAAUUCAACAAAUUUAUUUGAUAGGAAGUAUCGCAUCGCUUUUAUGGAAAGUGACAUACAGGCAUCUUAUAAUGAGCUAUUGGAACACAAUUGUUUCAAAUGUAAAAAAGAAAAUAAGGUAGCUAACUUUCGGACAUUUGCACUGUUAAAAGAUCACAUGAGACGUGAGCAUGAACUGCACUACUGUGACCUCUGUGUAGAAAAUUUGAAAAUCUUUUCUUAUGAACGUAGAAGUUACACAAGAUCAGAAUUAGCACAGCAUCGUAGAAAAGGGGACUCAGAUGAUAAGUCACAUAAGGGUCAUCCACUAUGUGAGUUUUGUGACCAACGGUACAUGGAUUCAGAUGAACUCUUUCGGCACUUACGGCGUGAUCAUUUAUAUUGCCAUUUCUGCGAUGCUGAUGGAUUUCACCACUAUUACAGCUCUUACGAAUUUCUCAGGGAGCAUUUUAGAAAUGAGCACUAUCUAUGUGAAGAAGGCGAUUGUUCUGAUAUAGAAUUCACAUCAGUAUUUAGGACAGAGAUUGAUCUUAAAGCUCAUAGGGCAUCUGCUCACAUUCGUACAAUGGGUAAAGUGGCUGCAAAGCAAGCUAGAACUUUAGAGUUAGAGUUUACAUUAGCGCCUAGGAGUAGAAUGGAAAAUAAUGCCAGAACUCCACAACGGAAGUUCCAGAACGGUAGAAGUAGUGCACAAGAUGACAGAAGUGAAGGAGCCACCGGUUACGACAGCGGUCAAAAUGAUCCUGGACCAAGUACAGAUUAUGCUGAACAUAUCAAUAACUCUGUGAAACUAAGAGUAGAUCCCUUAAAUUCGGAGGAUUUUCCAUCUUUGAUUUCUGGAAAUGGGACUAGUUCUUUAAAUAGGCAUAAUGUUCCAACACGAAAUGUGAGAUCUAGUUCAGGAGCACAAGCUCGUUCUAAAGAAGAUUUUCCUGCCUUGGGUCCGCCUAGCUCUAGUUCUGAACCUGUAUCAAAUUCAGCACAAUUCCGUUUAAGUGUUCAAGGAGGUCCAUCCAGUGCUAUCAUACGUAAUAGCAACAAUAAACCAAACGUGUCGAUACAUGUGAGUAACAGAAGUAAUGGCGCAGUAACAAUACCCAACAAGGUUAAAAGUGCUUCUAGAGAAGAUGACUUUCCUCAGUUGCAACCAGUCAAUUAUAAAAUGCUAGGUGUGUCUCAGAAACAUAGGUCGUUGGUUUCUGACAGUUAUAAUUCAGUUAGUAGUUCCGUUGCACCCUCUAAGGUUUCAUUAGUAAAAAAGGAGCAACAACAGCGUUUGUCACAAGAUGAUUCCACAAAAAAAGUGUCAAUUAAUAGUGUGGGAGACUUCCCAUCUUUAGGAAAUAACUAUUCAGAACCACAGCAGUCGAAUCCUCAGUGGUUAUCAAAUAAGCCAAAAAAGCAAUCAAAGGUUGCCCCUGCUCCAGUGUUACCAAAGUCGCAAUGUCUCACUGAUGCUUCUGCUUUCCCAACAUUGAGCAGAUCUGAUCAAAAGAGUCAAGGCAAUUAUAUGAGCUCGAGCCAAAGUAGUACAAAUGAAUUAAAAAACUCAAAAAAUAAGAAGAAAAAGGCCAUGCCAAAUGAUUCAAGUCGAAAAGAAAACAUUGACAGAAGUAAAAGUGAGGCACCUGCUUAUGAAACUGUGAAAUCCAAAAAAGACAAAAAGAAAGAGACUAAGAGAUCAGAAUUAACGAUUGAUUCCAUUAAUUCAAAUCAAAAUAUUGCCAAUAACUUUAGAAAUAAUUCUGACUCAAUUAGUAGAAGUACAGAUAGUAUUUCUGCUCCACCAGGGUUUAAAGCUGCGCAAGGCCCUUCUCUCGCUAGUCGAAUUAAUCCACCUCCAGGAUUUAGUUCUCAGGAAGCAAAUAAUUUAACCUUCAUUAGCUCGAGUGGCCAAGCAUACAAUAUUCUCCCUGGCAGUUAUACUUAUGCACAACCAAAGGGUUUCUCACAUCGAAACAAAAUUUUAGUGGAACGCUUUCAAGACACCCUCUGCUCAUCACUUGCAAUGGCAGACUUUCUUGAAGUAUCCAAAUUAUUUAGGGAAGGAAUUUUAUCAGCGCAAUCAUUUUAUGAUCAUUGCAUUAAAGCUUUGGGCAAGGAUUUUGAUGAAAUCUUUCCAGAGUUGCUUGCUUUACUGCCCGAUAUCUGCAAGCAACAGGAAUUAUACUAUAUUUUUAUCCAAAGUGAAAAAUCAAAUGACAAGAUUGAGAUGUGUGCCACAUGUCAUCAAGUACUUUUGCGUGCCGAUUUAAAGCAUCAUGUGUUGACCCACUCAUUUGAAAAUCACUUUCCGGUUUUAGGAAAUGAAGUGCCUCUUUCAAACGUGUGGAAAAAAUAAUGUCCCAGUGAACUAAUUAACUAAUUACCAAUUUUUCUGUUAACAUGCAUAUACAUAUAUGCAUGGUAUUUAUAUGCACAUGUGCAUAUGAAAAUCCCUUUUUGUUAUUCCUAAAGAUAUUUUAUGUAAUUUUAUAAAAGAAUAAAUGUAAAACAAAUUAUGUAUUACAAA
Molecule: messenger RNA, 3155 nt
Organism: Ctenocephalides felis (cat flea)
Lineage: Eukaryota; Metazoa; Arthropoda; Insecta; Siphonaptera; Pulicidae
Product: E3 ubiquitin-protein ligase ZNF598-like
Exons: 14
Coding region: 417-2984 (855 amino acids)
Biological process (GO): rescue of stalled cytosolic ribosome; protein ubiquitination
Molecular function (GO): ribosome binding; ubiquitin protein ligase activity
Source: RefSeq, a predicted model, not a curated record